UUGAGGAGUGGAACUAGUCUGGUUUCUGUCUGGUUUCCAAACCAAAGAUGGCGGAAGGAGACACGAUUUUCGCUAAAAUCAUUCGCAAGGAAAUCCCUUCCGAGUUCCUCCACGAAGAUGAUCAGUGCAUAGCCAUCAAAGACAUCAACGCACAAGCCCCAACACAUCUGUUGAUUAUUCCAAAGAAACCAAUACCACAGCUUUCUAAAGCAGAUGAUGAUGAUGAGCAGGUGCUUGGACAUCUUUUGAUUGUUGCCAAGAAGGUGGCUGAAAAGUUGUCCCUUGGUAAUGGCUACCGCAUUGUCAUCAACGAUGGAGCAGAUGGUGGACAAGAGGUCAUGCACAUUCAUGUUCACCUUCUUGGUGGAAGRAAGAUGGAAUGGCCUCCAGGCUGAUAGUGUUUCAUUUCAUGUCAUUGCGGGAUCACUCCCCCAAAUGUCUGUGUUAUCCUAACUAUGAGUUGAAAGAAACUACCCCUUUCACUAUACCUAARGUUUUCAGAGCUAGUGAACUAGAAGACUGGAUAAAAUGGUUUUCAUUCGGACAUUAAAAUAGUAUCAUAGUUAUCUACAUGACAUUGUACUAGAAUAAACGUUUUUGAAGGGUA
Molecule: messenger RNA, 607 nt
Organism: Actinia tenebrosa (Australian red waratah sea anemone)
Lineage: Eukaryota; Metazoa; Cnidaria; Anthozoa; Actiniaria; Actiniidae
Product: adenosine 5'-monophosphoramidase HINT1
Molecular function (GO): catalytic activity
Source: RefSeq, a predicted model, not a curated record